This is a messenger RNA of Armigeres subalbatus, 1486 nucleotides long. Its product is annotated as mitochondrial inner membrane protein OXA1L-like. The coding region runs from base 148 to 1413 and encodes 421 amino acids. NCBI's taxonomy places the organism in Eukaryota, Metazoa, Arthropoda, Insecta, Diptera, Culicidae. Gene Ontology annotation, cellular component: mitochondrial inner membrane. Gene Ontology annotation, biological process: protein insertion into mitochondrial inner membrane from matrix. The transcript is spliced from 3 exons. Gene Ontology annotation, molecular function: membrane insertase activity. The record is from RefSeq and is a predicted model, not a curated record.
CUGUGUUUGACAGCUCACCGACGAGCCGCACGACGAACGACAAAUUGUUUUGGUUGCGUGAUUACUGCUGGAGCGGUCGAAAGAAUUUUCGGAAAAAUCUAAAAUUUUUAUUAAAAAUUCACUUCAAAUCAAUUUAAGUUACGUAAAAUGUUAUCGCUAGCUGGUAAACUAUUGGUUAGAAAUUCAAUCGGCGGGAGAAACUGCUUAGUUCAGGAGUUGGUCACCAUAGCAGGGUCUAACCGGAGUUAUCACAUCGCAUGCGAAAAUCGUAAUAAACUUCUAAGCGGGAAAACACAAAAACUCCACUUCAAAUCCAUCAAUCCAAUCACAGCUGCGGUUCUGGUUCGUAACAUCAGCACCAACGAUGUUGCGAAGAGCGCGCUUGACACAAUACCAGAACCACCUCCAAUUCCGGCAGCGCCGGAAGUCAGUGACCUAGUGUCCAGUAUCGCUUCCAACGGUGAAGCUACGUUUGCUUCGCUUGGACUGGGCGGUUGGACCCCGGUAGGAAUCGUUCAGAAUUGCAUGGAGUUCCUCCACGUUGGCUGUGAUCUGCCCUGGUGGGGAGUGAUCGCUAUUGGAACCAUUUGUGUGAGGUUGAUCCUGUUUCCCCUGGUGAUUGCCAGUCAGCGUAAUGCAGCCAAAAUGAACAACCACAUGCCCCAGAUGCAAGUGCUGCAAUUGAAAAUGACAGAAGCUCGGCAGGCCGGCAACGCCAUAGAUUCAGCGCGCUAUGCUCAGGAGAUGGUGGCCUUCAUGAAGGAGAAGAAUUUAAACCCACUGAAGAAUAUGUUGGUUCCGUUGGCACAAGCUCCCAUAUUCAUCUCGUUUUUCAUGGGACUCCGGCAGAUGGCCAACACACCCGUGGAGUCGAUGCGUGACGGAGGACUUUUCUGGUUCACGGAUUUGACUGUUUGCGACCAGUUCUACGCACUGCCGGUGAUUACCAGCAUUACCAUGUUUUUGACCAUCGAACUGGGCACGGACAGCGCGCGAAUGUCCGCCCAAAACAUGCAGACGGUCCGAUACGUGCUGAGGGCGAUGCCGCUGUUCAUUUUUCCCUUCACAAUCAACUUCCCCGGCGCGAUUCUCUGCUACUGGGCAUGCAGCAAUUUCUUCUCGCUGCUGCAAGUAGGCUUCCUGAGAAUUCCCAAAGUGCGCGAUUACUUCAACAUUGACCGAUUGGUGACGCAUAAGCCGGAAACGUUGCCCAUCAAAAAGAAGAAAUUCACCGAGGGAAUAAAAGAUUCUUGGACCAAUAUGAAAAUCACUCGUGAACUGGAGGAACGAGCUCGAAUGGACGAAAUUUCUUUUCAGAAAGCAGGCAAGGGACCGUUAGUAAAGACCUACAAAUAUGACCCAACUACACCACGGCCCAGUAACAGCAACACCAUCAGUGCAAAGAAACGGUAGACCUGCAAGCCUUUUGAACGAACUACUGUGUAAUAUUGUAUUAAAAAUGCCAAGAAUAAAAUAAAAACAAGUA